CUCCCUUUUGGGUUGUGCAACCCUCAGGGGACCAACCCCCAAAGCCCUAGGGAGACAGGAAGGCGUGCUCUCAGAACGAGAGUCCGCAUUGGCUUCACCCGUAGAGAAAGGGUGGGAUGGUGUAGUCGCUCUUCUUGUUCAUUGGUCCGGUGAUUCCAUGGGGUGGGAUUUGGCUGGGCCUAAACUAUCCGCGGUCCCGGACCGGUUUCAGGGCGAAGCUGCCAUGCCUUCCGGGGGCCGCGGGCGGCCCCGGCUACGGCUGGGGGAACGUGGCCUCUUGGAGCCACCCUCACCGCCCAAGCGCCGCCUGCUACCGCGGGCGCACUUCUUGCCUCUGCUUCUGCUGUCCCUGGCCGUGGCCUCGGCGUUCUACACCAUCUGGAGCGGCUGGCACCGCCAGACUGAGGAGCUGCCUCGGGGCCGGGAGCUGCGGGGCCGGUUGAUCGGAAGCCUCCCUGAAGCCCGGCUGCGGAGGGUGGUGGGGCAACUGGACCCACACCGUCUCUGGAACACUUACCUGCGCCCCCUGCUGGUUGUGCGGACCCCGGGCAGCGCCGGCAAUCUCCAAGUCAGAAAGUUCCUGGAGACUACCCUACGGACCCUGACGGCAGGCUGGCAUGUGGAACUGGACCCCUUCACGGCCUCGACACCCCUGGGGCCACUGGACUUUGGCAACGUGGUGGCCACGCUGGACCCAGGGGCUGCCCGUCACCUCACCCUUGCCUGCCAUUACGACUCCAAGCUCUUCCCAUCUGGGUCGGCUCCCUUUGUGGGGGCCACGGAUUCGGCCGUGCCUUGCGCCCUGCUGCUGGAGCUGGCCCAGGCCCUGGACAGGGAGUUGAGUAGAGCCAAGGAGCAGGAAGCCCCGGUGACUCUGCAGCUGCUCUUUUUGGAUGGCGAGGAGGCACUGAAGGAGUGGGGACCCAAGGACUCCCUUUAUGGCUCCCGGCACCUGGCCCAGCUCAUGGAGUCUGCACCCCACAGCCCAGGCCCCACCAGGAUCCAGGCUAUCGAGCUCUUCGUGCUUCUUGAUCUCCUGGGCGCCCCCAAUCCAAACUUCUACAGUCACUUUCCUCACACGGCCCGCUGGUUCCAUCGGCUGAGGAGCAUAGAGAAGCGUCUGCACCGCUUGAACCUGCUGCAGUCUCAUCCCCAGGAGGUGAUGUACUUCCAGCCCGGGGAGCCCCCUGGCUCUGUGGAAGAUGACCACAUCCCCUUCCUCCGCAGAGGGGUCCCAGUACUCCACCUCAUCUCCAUGCCCUUCCCCUCUGUCUGGCACACGCCUGGCGACUCGGAGGCCAACCUGCACCCCCCCACGGUGCACAACCUGAGCCGCAUCCUCGCCGUGUUCCUGGCUGAGUAUCUGGGGCUCUAGCCCCCCCUUGGCAGACUCUGAAGGAGAAGUGUCCAGCUGGGACGUCCCAAGGGCACCCAGAGCCAACAGAGCUCAAGCCAGGCUGCCUGAUCCUUUCUUCCGCUCUAUUUAUGCCAUGAUCGGAAGACCCUCUUUCCUUUGAUGGUCUCAAGCUGUCACUCUUCAAAGACACGGAAGAGACAAGGCCACUGUGGGCGCGAGAGCCAAAGGCUUGAGAGCUCAGACCCUGUCCUGAAGCACUUGGUUUGAAGGUUCACAGGCACCAAAUGCUGUUUGGUUGGAGUCAGCAGACCUUGGCCAGGCAUCUGGACCAGCAGCACCGCCCCACCAAAUGAAUCCUCCGUGGCUUAUGUUCUUACGAUGUCAGUGGAUUGCCAUGGGGGGUCCACAGGGGACGUGCUUGUAAACAGGAACAGAGGAGACGGAAGCCGAUAUUUGGGGACUCGAAUCUGCCAGACCCAAGGGCAAUAAACCAGUGUUUCUGGGGAACAUAUUCUGCAGAAUUAGCAUGACUAGGUGUUGCAUGAGAAAGGGGGAUCAGAGACGCGGGAUGAGACAUUAAAGGAGUUUCUUCAUUGCACAACGUGACAUUUCCAAGAGUAAGGCAGGAUGCAGUGUUGUUUCCCCCAAACUAUUUCAGCGUGGAACCCCUUUAUUGCAAGGCUCGUGGAACUAGGGUACCUCAGAAGUCACAUUGGGAAACACUCGGUUUUGACAAGUUUGAGUGUGUCCGUGGAGGGAAUAAGACGGACCUUGAUUCACUGCC
Molecule: messenger RNA, 2141 nt
Organism: Herpailurus yagouaroundi (jaguarundi)
Lineage: Eukaryota; Metazoa; Chordata; Mammalia; Carnivora; Felidae
Gene: QPCTL
Product: glutaminyl-peptide cyclotransferase like
Exons: 7
Coding region: 158-1375 (405 amino acids)
Molecular function (GO): zinc ion binding; glutaminyl-peptide cyclotransferase activity
Source: RefSeq, a predicted model, not a curated record